Molecule: messenger RNA, 1203 nt
Organism: Kickxella alabastrina
Lineage: Eukaryota; Fungi; Kickxellomycota; Kickxellomycetes; Kickxellales; Kickxellaceae
Exons: 6
Coding region: 198-1136 (312 amino acids)
Source: RefSeq, a predicted model, not a curated record
GGGCUUUGAAUGCGAUAAACUUGAGUGUCCUUCAGUUUGGUUCCUCUUGUUUUCUUCACACAGCGGCAACAGUAAAUCAGGUCUUCUGCGCACUCUUCGCUUCAUCAAAGGACGACGGCGUUGCUACCGCCAACUCCGCGGUGAAAGAGCAGGGCCGGGACCGCUCGCUGCAUUCCUCAGCAUACCGAACGGCCGCAAUGGGCAGUGGCAACAAAGGCAGCAGGGUCCAGCCAUCGCAAGCGAUGCUUUCUCCACACGAGCUGGCCAACAUGUAUACCAGGCAGUUUGCCAUGACCAAAACGACAGCACCAGUACCCAGCAUAUACCAGGCUGCAGCCUCGGCAGCGAGCUCGACUGCCAACCAGACCUGUCUCCACGGUUUGACAGUUCUCCAGUGCGCACGGUCACAGGCGCCUGUCGAUCCACACCGGCUCAAGCAGAGCUACCGGCGACUGCAGCGCAAGAAGCGUAACUAUAUGGUCCAAAUCAUCGCGUUCGGCAUUCUGGUAUUGUUUACAUGCAAAUUGCUGAGCGCCGGGUCGGCAUACUGUAUCUACCUCAUUGUUACCAACCGCCGCUUCCUGCAGUCCAUCAAGUACCCAGCGCAAUGCAACCGGUCCCUGCACCAGUUUCGCAUGCGCUUUGAAGCAAAUCCCAUGCACGCACCCAGCCCAUUCAUAUCGCAGCUGUCAUUUUUCCCCACUGUUCCUCGGCAGCUGCGCGAUGGCUACUUGGAGUUCAAAUCCACGUAUUACCGCAAGAGAGAUGCGGCAAAGAGGCGGCUGCAGGAGCGCUUGCGAAGAGAACAGCAGCGCAAGAGCUCGCUCAGCAACGCAAGCUACAAGACGAAUGAGCGGAAGUCCAAGCAGCGCGUGGGGCGACAGCAACAUCUGCGUCACCCGAGCAGCAGCCACGAGGGGGAUUCGCAAGUGCUGGGUGGCCGCAUGUCAUCAAACAUAGCCGACAACAACAGUAUUCACGGGAUGUCGGCGCUGUUGGCUGGAGUUGACAGUGCCACUGACGAGGGGUCCACAACCAGCUCGUCAAUCGUUUCGCGAAGGAUGCCUGCAUCUGGCUCCACAAGGCGCGGCGGUUCAGACAGCGACGGCGGCCACCACCACGACGGCAUGCAUUGAAUCCCUUGUAACAACAGCCCUCCUUUUUAAUUUUUUUUACACUUUUUAACGCAUUUUUGUUUAGACA